Messenger RNA from Thermothelomyces thermophilus ATCC 42464, 2555 nucleotides. RefSeq lists its product as uncharacterized. Gene Ontology annotation, biological process: proteasome-mediated ubiquitin-dependent protein catabolic process. The record is from RefSeq and is a predicted model, not a curated record. Gene Ontology annotation, cellular component: GID complex. Gene Ontology annotation, molecular function: protein binding. The transcript has 5 exons. The coding region runs from base 459 to 2324 and encodes 621 amino acids. NCBI's taxonomy places the organism in Eukaryota, Fungi, Ascomycota, Sordariomycetes, Sordariales, Chaetomiaceae.
AUUAACUGAGCGAACCGCUAUUCUCUGCAAAACGAGUCUCAUCCCUUGCCCACUACCCGUUCUUGUCUGCGGGAACGGACGCCGGUCCCGCAGAACCGCAGUUGAUCGCCGUGGCAGAACGAACCCCCAGCGAAGCCCCAAUCUAUAGCCCAUCCGCCUCCGGCAGUCCAUCCUCCCCGCCGCUGCCGAUAUCUUCGAACCCCCCUCCGUCCCUCGAACCUCCGGCUUCAGUGCAACUCCCUCCACUCCAGAGAUCAGGCCCGGCGUCCUCGGAGGGAGUUCCUUCCACGACGACUUCGGAGUCCAGCUCCCAAGCCGCGGCCCUGUCCUCCGGUUCUAAUCCUUCGGCGCAGGUUCUCGGUAGGAGACAGAGGCCCGAGUUUGAGGAAGAAGGGGAGGGAGGAGCACACCUCUACAGCACAUCAGACGCCGCUGCCACCCGGUCGGCACCGAAACGAAUGCGCCGCGGAAGCAUGUUGCCGGAGCUCGACAAGGCAGGGCCCUCGGGCCGGGCCCCGCAACCGGUGUCUAAUGGGGAUCGGGCCGCCCGGGAUCAGCCCUCGGCGGGUUCAGGCGCGACGAACAAGACGUACGACGACGCCAUGCGCAGUGCCCGGUCCAACGGGGAUCUUGCGGACCUGCGGCAGGAGAGUUAUUACGGCCAUAGCCGGGAAGAGGUCACACGCAUCCUGAUACAGGCGCUGAGAGAUUUGGGGUAUCAUGCUGCGGCAGCCAGCGUCGGCGAGGAGAGCGGAUUCCAGGUCGAGAGCCCGGACGUGGUCGCCUUUCGGCAGGCCGUGCUGGGCGGAUCUUGGACCAAGGCGGAGGAGUUGCUCUGUGGCGGUGGCACUCGUGGGGCAGGCCACGGCUCUGGGAGCGGGCUCGUCCUGGCUCCCGGAGCUGACCGCAACGAUAUGAGAUUCAGGCUGCGGAGGCAAAAGUUCCUGGAGCUCCUGGAACAGCGCGAGACCGGCCGGGCGCUCGCUGUGCUCCGGCACGAGCUCACGCCCUUGUGUCAGGAGCACGCGACGCUCAACCUCCUAUCGAGACUCCUCAUGUGCCAGGACGCCGACGAUCUCAGGAGUAGGGCGGACUGGGACGGCGCGAACGGCCAAUCGAGGCAAUUGCUAUUAUCCGAGCUGUCUGAAUCCAUAUCUCCCUCGGUCAUGCUCCCCGAACGCCGGCUGGCUGUGCUAUUGGACGAUGUGAAACGCAGCCAGGUGGAAAGGUGCCGGUACCACACAAACGACGCUCAACCUUCGCUCUGCGUAGAUCACUGCUGCGACAGAAGUCGGUUUCCCUCCGAGGUCCUGGUGGAGCUGUCCCACCCGGGCCCGGAGUCAUCCAAGAAACUUGAUGAAAUCUGGCAGGUUCGCUUCUCGCCAGACGGUAAGCGCCUGGCAACUUGUGGAACGGACGAGGCAGUCUGCAUCUGGGACGUCGAGCGCCUCACCCUGUUCCACCAGCUCCACGGGCACCCGAAAGCUGGCGUCGGUAACGUCGCGUGGAGCCCUGACAGCAAGUUCCUGCUCACUUGCAGCCUGGACCACACCGCGAAGCUCUGGAGCGCCGAGACCGGUGAGUGUUUGAGAGUUCUCCGCGGGUUUGAAGAGCCGGUGAGCAGCUGCGUCUGGGUUGCCGACGGCCAGGCUUUCAUCACCGGGUCUUUCGACAAGAGCCAGUCGAUGAAGAUGUGGAACUUGCGCGGGGAUUGCGUCUAUUCUUGGCCGAAUACGCACCGGACCGCGGACCUUGCGCUCUCGCGAGACCAGCGCUGGCUAGUCGCCAUGGAUGAGCAGUGCACCCUUCACUUCUACAGUCUUCCGACCAGGGAACAUGUGUAUGACUUGACACUCGACCCAAGGGACACCUUGAAGGCCACCUCGGUCAGCAUAAGCCAAGACUCAAGGCACCUUCUCGUCAACCUGACGGACAACGAGGCUAUCUUGCUUGACAUGGAGACGCGUGAGACGGUGCAGAAGUACACGGGCCAUAAGGGUGGACAUUUUACCAUUAGGAGUGACUUUGGUGGCGCCAACGAGAAUUUUGUCAUUAGCGGCAGCGAAGAUGGCCACGUCUUCAUCUGGCACAAGGUGACGGGCAUCCUCGUCCGAGAGGCCGAAGCGCAUCACACAAGUUGCAACGCGGCUGCUUGGAACCCGACCGACCCGUGCAUGUUUGCCACGGCCGGGGACGACGGCAGGGUCAAGAUUUGGUCAAAUAGGGAGCGAGCGAGGGCAUUCGCUUCGGCAGCGCGACAAUCUAACGGAACCGCAGCCCGAGCUAGUAACGGUAGCAUGGCCUCGGGAGAGAUGUGGCAUUGACGCGACGCUGGCCCGGUCGCACGCGCGCAUGCAGACGAGAUGGUUCAUAAGGGGCGGCUCUUUUUCACCUUGACUUUCGCUUCUCCAACGGGAUCAUUUGGAGUACGGGACACAGCAUGGGGGCGGCGAACAUGGGAGAUAUAAGUAUGUGGCAGGGACGACGCAUUGUUUCUUUUUCGUUUUCUUUCGCCAAUGGAUAUGCUUCAUGAAGUAACGCUCCAUCUUUCUUGC